Messenger RNA from Cylas formicarius (sweet potato weevil), 1728 nucleotides. RefSeq names its product protein hunchback-like (gene hb). The transcript is spliced from 2 exons. The record is from RefSeq and is a predicted model, not a curated record. Lineage: Eukaryota; Metazoa; Arthropoda; Insecta; Coleoptera; Brentidae. The coding region runs from base 212 to 1708 and encodes 498 amino acids.
CGGAGCCGGGCAAUCACCCACGGGGGUGGGAAUUUUAAGUUACACUGGCGAGAACGUCGAACGUUUGUCACAGUCGAUCUCCAUUACCGAUCGCAGUGGGUCGAGUCAGUUCGUCCGCCUCAUCAUUUGUUUUGUAACCAUAGUUACGUGACAUUUGUUAUUGUGACCGUCGUUGUUGAUUUAGUUGCGCACAUUUCCCACUUUUUAUUAAAUGGUGGGACAACUUUUGACGUUCUCUCAUUCGAACACUAGUGCUCUACAACCGUUGCCUGGAUAUAUGCAACAGCCCGUGGUAAAUUCUGUAGCCGAAACGGAGCCGCAGUGCCAGUUGGGGAUGAUUGUUACAAUGAAACAGGAACCGAUGGACGAGGCGAGGAACGAUUCCGGUAUUAAUUCCGGCAGCGAUUGUCGCUCGGUAUCGCCCGGGAGCGACAGGAGUAUGGACUCGCUGCCCCAGACGCCUCAGAACCACGACAGGACAAUAAGCAACCAAAAUCAGUUCGCCAACAGGAUGCUUCCAGAUCCUUCGUGGUAUAACAAUCACUUUCUCGCGUCGCCCACCAACAGCAAGGGGCGCGACGCCGCUCAGAACGGCGACCACAAUUCUCAGUCGCCCAAGUUGGAUUCCGGCGACGAGACCGCCGAGUACGACGAUCAAGGUAUCAGGAUUCCCAAGGUCAAUUCUCACGGCAAAAUCAAAGUGCACAAAUGCAAACAGUGCGACUUUGUCGCGUACACCAAACUCGACUUCUGGGAGCAUUCGAAGACUCAUAUCAAAGGCGAUAAAAUCCUCAAAUGCCCCCGGUGUCCUUUCGUGACCGAAUACAAACACCAUUUGGAAUAUCACCUUCUCAAUCACGCCGGGGCGAAGCCCUUCAAGUGUGACCAUUGCGAGUACACUUGCGUCAACAAGUCGAUGUUGAACUCGCACCUCAAAUCGCACUCCAAGGUGUAUCAGUAUCGCUGCGCGGACUGCUUGUACGAAACCAAAUAUUGUCAUUCGCUGAAGCUCCAUCUGCGCAAGUACAACCACAAGCCGGCGAUGGUGUUGAAUCCGGACGGUUCCCCGAACCCUUUACCCAUAAUAGACGUCUACGGCACCCGUCGUGGGCCGAAGGUGAAGAAGCAACAGUCGACGAGUCCCUAUCCGGAGUCGUUGUCUCCGAAAUUGGAGCCGCCUUUACCGUUUAAUCCUUUGGUGGCCCCUUUGCUGACCCAGAACCAGUUGCCCUUUCCGUUUCCGUUCGUCGGCGGGUUUUCCGGUCCGAUGCCGAACCUCACCAAUCCUGAGUUCGUCGAGAACGUGCAAAGGUUGUUCAGGCAGAGGAUCGAGGAGUUCGCGAAACAACAGGGCUCCGGGUCCAACGAGAACGGGGUUUUGGACUUGAGCAAGCCCAACGAUCACUCUUCGGAAGACGAGUCGGAGUCGACGACGGUAUUUGGCAACGUCGAGGUGGUGAGCGACGUCAGAGAUGCCGACUCGUUGGACAAGACCCUGAAGGAGGAGUCGGAAGAUCGUAACGUCGAGAACAACAACAAAUACGACUUCGCGUGUCAAUAUUGCGGCAUAUGUUUCGACGACGAGGUGCUGUUUAGGAUCCACAUGGGUUAUCACGGAUACAGCAACGCCUUCACGUGCAACAUGUGCGGCGAGGAGUGCAAGGAUAAGGUCACGUUCUUCUUGCACAUCGCGAGGGCGGCGCAUUAGGCGCAAUUUCGUCCUUCUCU